GGGCCCCGGCAUUAAGAAUUAUGCAUUAAGAAUUAUGCAAGUUGUAUGCUUUCUCCUCCUAUAAAUACAGGUCGUGUGACCUUUGAAACUACCAAGUAGUACCGCUUUUUAGUUUUCAACUUGAUUAUUUGGUAUCUCUGAAAAUUCUAUUAGCAUGGCUCCUGUUCCAAGUUUUCCCAUCAAGGUUGGCCAAAUUGAUGAUGUUCAAGAACUAAGAAAGGCUAAGCCAACAACAAUUCCUGCAAGAUUUGUUAGAGACAUGACAGAGAGGCCAAUACUAAACACAGCUCCAUCUUCUCCUGAUGAUUUUCCUAUCAUUGAUUUUUCAAGGCUUAUAAAAGACAACCGAGAUGAGUACUGCGGAAGUGAAAUUUUGCAGCUUGCAAGAGCCUGUGAACAAUGGGGUUUUUUUCAGGUGAUUAACCAUGGAAUUGAUCUGAGUUUGCUUGAGAAAAUAGAAGAGGUGGCCAGUGAUUUUUUCAUGCUACCUUUAGAGGAGAAGCAAAAGUAUCCAAUGGCACCAGGAACUGUUCAAGGGUAUGGACAGGCCUUUGUUUUCUCUGAGGACCAAAAGCUGGAUUGGUGCAAUAUGUUUGCUCUUGGGAUUGAGCCACACUUUAUAAGGAACCCAAAACUGUGGCCACUAAAGCCACCAAAAUUCAGUGAAACUGUAGAGGAGUAUUCAAGAGAAGUGAGAAAGUUGUGUCAGAAUCUAUUGAAGUACAUAGCCAUGACACUUGGCUUGAAAGCAGACAUUUUCGAAGAGAUGUUUGGGGUAGCUGUGCAAGCCAUAAGAAUGAAUUACUACCCACCGUGUUCAAGACCUGAUCUUGUCUUAGGCCUAAGUCCACAUUCAGAUGGCAGUGCCUUAACUGUGUUGCAGCAAGGAAAGGGUAGUAGCUCAGUUGGACUCCAAAUCCUUAAGGACAACAAGUGGGUGCCUGUUCAGCCUGUUCCAAAUGCAUUAGUAAUCAAUAUUGGCGACACUUUAGAAGUCCUAACAAAUGGGAAAUACAAAAGCGUGGAGCAUAGGGCUGUGACUCAUAAGGAAAAAGACCGUCUCUCUAUUGUCACUUUCUAUGCUCCAAGCUACGAUAUUGAGCUUGGACCAAUGCCAGAACUGGUGGAUGAAAACAACCCAUGCAAGUAUAGGAGGUACACUCAUGGAGAGUACAAUAAACACUAUGUAACUAACAAGCUGCAAGGCAAGAAAACCCUGGAAUUCGCAAAGAUUAAAAGCUAAGGAAUCUUCUUAAAAGAGGUCCCACUUAGUCCCCCAAUCCUGGGGUACUAAAAUAGUGAUUAGAAUUUUUUUAUACUGUUGUUAGUGUUUCAGUUCCUAAUGUAUUAUUCUAUAUUAGAAUAUGAGGCCAUAGUCGGCUCUUGUAUAUAUCAACCCAUGAUGGACUGCACUAUUCAAUAUUCAUGUGUUUUAACUCAUAAACUUGUAUUAGCCCAUACUAAUUAGUGGAAGCUUGUGGGGUCUUUGUGUUUAUGAGCAUUUCUUGUCCAGUUGUGUUUGAUUCUGUUGAAAAAACAAGUAUAUGGGAAAACAAUAUCAGAACAGUAGAAGAUGCUACUUUUAACUGUUUCUUUUUGGUAAUCAAGAUUCCUAACGGGGAAAGAAGCUAACAAUCAUGUAGGUACCUAAAGCACCACCACCCCCAUAAUUCUGAAAGAAUCAAACCAAGGAAACGGACAAAAUCAUCGGUCUUCCAUUCUUCAGGGGAAAAGAGAGAAUUCUUUUUCUUAGUGGUCACUGGUCAGAGAGAGGAGAGCCCCACACAUUCUAAGUUGUUGAUAUAAUUGGAGUGAAGGGAAGCACUAGGCAAGCAACUUGUUGUGAUGGGUUUUUGAUGAUUCAAAGCUGAAAGGACAUUUAGGUGCUAACAAUAAGCAGAGGAGCACAAAGAAGAGCUCUAGCAUGCAUGACAUAAGAUGUCAGGUAAACAGGAGAUACAAGAUCAACUUGUUUUUGCCAAAUGAUCACAUCAUAAACAUACAAGCAGUAGUUUCUUUUUC
Molecule: messenger RNA, 2022 nt
Organism: Ricinus communis (castor bean)
Lineage: Eukaryota; Viridiplantae; Streptophyta; Magnoliopsida; Malpighiales; Euphorbiaceae
Product: protein SRG1
Exons: 4
Coding region: 155-1243 (362 amino acids)
Source: RefSeq, a predicted model, not a curated record